CUGAAGACCCUGGGGACGGAAGGCCUCUUCCUCUUCUCCUCCUUGGACACCGACCGGGAUCUGUACCUCAGCCCCGAGGAGUUCGGGCCCCUCGCCGAGAAGCUGACAGGGUCAACUCCUACAGCCAGCUACGAGGAGGAGGAGCUGCCCCCUGACCCCAGCGAGGAGACACUCACCAUAGAAGCCCGAUUCCAGCCUCUGCUCCCGGAGUCCAUGACCAAGAGCAAAGAUGGGUUCCUAGGGGUCUCCCGCCUGGCCCUGUCUGGCCUCCGCAACUGGACAACCGCAGCCUCGCCACGUGCACAGUUUGCCGCCCGCCACUUCCGGCCCUUCCUCCCCCCGCGGGGCCAGGCAGAGCUGGGCGAGCCCUGGUGGAUCAUCCCCAGUGAGCUGAGCGUCUUCACCGGCUAUUUGUCCAACAACCGCUUCUACCCGCCACCACCCAAGGGAAAGGAGGUCAUCAUCCACCGGCUGCUGAGCAUGUUCCACCCGCGGCCCUUCGUGAAGACCCGCUUUGCCCCGCAGGGGGCAGUGGCCUGCGUGACAGCGGUCAGCGACUUCUACUACACCGUGAUGUUCCGGAUCCACGCCGAGUUCCAGCUCAGCGAGCCGCCCGACUUCCCCUUCUGGUUCUCGCCCGGCCAGUUCACCGGCCACAUCGUCCUCUCCAAAGAUGCCACCCACGUGCGUGACUUCCGGCUCUUCGUGCCCAACCACAGGUCUCUGAAUGUGGACAUGGAGUGGCUGUAUGGGGCCAGUGAGAACAGCAAUAUGGAGGUGGACAUCGGCUACAUACCCCAGAUGGAGCUGGAGGCCACAGGCCCCUCAAUACCCUCCGUGAUCAUGGAUGAGGAUGGCAACAUGAUUGACAGCCGCCUGCCCUCGGGGGAGCCCCUCCAGUUUGUGUUUGAGGAGAUCAGGUGGCAGCAGGAGCUGAGCUGGGAGGAGGCUGCCCGGCGCCUGGAGGUGGCCAUGUACCCCUUCAUGAAGGUCACCUACCUGCCAUUCACCGAGGCCUUCGACCAAGCCAAGGCCAAGAACAAGCUGGUGCACUCGAUCCUGCUGUGGGGGGCCCUGGACGACCAGUCCUGCUGAGGUUCCGGGCGGACUCUCCGGGAGACGGUCCUGGAAAGUUCGCCCGUCCUUGCGCUCCUCAACGAGAGCUUCAUUAGCACCUGGUCCCUGGUGAAGGAGCUGGAGGACCUGCGAAACAACCGGGAGAACCCCUCCCACAAGAAGCUGGCAGACCUGCACCUGGAGAAGUACAGCUUCCCCGUGGAGAUGAUGAUCUGCCUGCCCAAUGGCACCGUGGUCCACCACAUCAACGCCAACCACUUCUUGGACAUCACCUCCAUGAGGCCCGAGGACGUGGAGAACAGCGCCUUCAGCUUCGCAUCCACCUUUGAAGACCCGUCCACGGCCACGUACCUGCAGUUCCUGAAGGAGGGCCUCCGGCGCGGCCUGCCCCUCCUCCAGCCCUAGUGGGCCGCCCCGGGGCCCUGAGAAGGGGCUGGGCAGGAGCUGGGAAGAAAGGCCUCCAGCAAGGAGCCCUGGCGUGGGGUGGGGUGCCAGAGAAGUGCUCCUGUUUUUGUCCGGAGCCUUCUUCCUGGCCACAGCCCUGGCUGCCCUCCUGUGCCCGCUCCCCAGGGGGUCAGGCUCGCGAGAGACAGCCAUCUGGAGGCUCUGGGCAGAACCCUCCUUCAGAAGCAGAAACCAUACAGCACCCCAGGCCUUGGCUCCCCAGACCAGUCUAGUCUAUUUGACUUGAUGAGAGGACCCCAAACCUGUUUGGGGACUUGCUCGAGGCCAGUUGCCCUUAGGAAGGGGGUCCCUGAGGCCCAGACCCAAGGCACCACCCCGCCCACCUCAGCACAGGGAGCAGGAGCACUGUUGGAACCAGAGUGCUUCCUGCCCCUGAGACCUCAGUUCCACGGAGUGUAGCCCAGCCAAGGAGCCGCCGACUGUCCGGCUGUCAGGGCAGCCCAGACCGGCCUGUCCACCCCUGGACGGGUGUUGACACUCCUUGGCCAAGCUUGGGGCCUCAGUUCGCAUCCCAAGCCACUGACCACGGCCAGUCUCUUUUUUAUACAUGCAGGAAAGUGUUUUUACGUGAACUUUCUCACCGUUUGUAGGUAUUUUUUAUAACCCCGCGCUAAGGAGAAGGAAGGGGCAAAGGCUUCCUCCAGCAGCUGCGCAUGAUGGCUGGGUCUGAAAUCCUAGAGGGGCCCAGCUUGAUGUCCCUGCAGUUGCCCCCGUGGGAAGAAACAGUCCUCUCUCCCUUCUCUUCUAGUUUUUUAAAUACAGUCAGAGGGUCUGACUGCGCCUGGUGGGGCACCAAGACAGCAUCUACCGCAUCCGGGAAAGACAGCUAGAGUGGAUUUGCACCCUUGCUCUCCACUCAGCCCAUGAGGGCCCAGGCCUUUCACGAAGGCCUUGCAGCCACGCCUGCUCCCCACCCUAAACCGGGAAGAGGAAGGCAGGCAGGCGCUUCCUCAGACACAGCCCCAGGCCUUCUCUAGCUGAGGCACUUCGUGAAGAUUACAUGUCUUUUCUCAUGGAAUCCUCACAACAAGCCUGUGAGGUGGAUAGUAAUUGUUCCCGUUUUGCAGAUGAAGAAACCGAGUCUCAGGAAAACAAACUGACUUGCCCAGCGUCACUCAGUGGCGGAGGUGAGAUUCAGCCUGAGUCUUGAUUGCGGGGUGUUUCGCACCCUUACCACGCCCCUGCCUGUUCUCACCGAGGUGACAAAGAAAGCCUUUCAAACCAAAAUGUCUCAUUCUCUUCUGAUCUCUGGACCAAAUGAGGCAUGAGUUAGCGAGCUCAGCCAAGUUCAUGUCCUCUGGGAGGCACUCUUCCAACCCUUCACAGGGAGGGACGACCGAAACCUUUCCCAGUGCUUCCAAGCAUGGGCGGCAGGAAGGUACUGAUUGUUCGGGCUUUCGGCACCCUCCUCAGGUGCUUCUGACUGACCCCCAUGUGCCUCGAAGCUCAUGUGGGGAGGGCCCCCAGCUGCCCUCUGCCACACCUCUGCCACUUUCCUCCCUGUCCCCAACACGUCCUGUAAUAAAAUUGGAGAUAAGAGGGUG
Messenger RNA from Myotis davidii, 3086 nucleotides. RefSeq names its product selenoprotein N, 1 (gene SELENON). Gene Ontology annotation, cellular component: endoplasmic reticulum membrane. The transcript is spliced from 12 exons. NCBI's taxonomy places the organism in Eukaryota, Metazoa, Chordata, Mammalia, Chiroptera, Vespertilionidae. The annotation marks the transcript as partial. The record is from RefSeq and is a predicted model, not a curated record. Gene Ontology annotation, biological process: calcium ion homeostasis; skeletal muscle fiber development.